This is a messenger RNA of Porites lobata, 1036 nucleotides long. NCBI's taxonomy places the organism in Eukaryota, Metazoa, Cnidaria, Anthozoa, Scleractinia, Poritidae. The record is from the annotation of a GenBank genome assembly.
AUGUUUAUGGUCUCCUUCGAUGUUGAAAGCCUCUUCACCAACAUACCUCUAGAUGAUUGUAUUAACCUUGCCGUCAAAUAUAUUACUGAGGGUAAUCCAGGGUUGAAACUUAGUAAAAAUGAGCUUAAAAGGCUGUUUGAGUUUGCUACCAAGGAAACCCACUUCCUGUUCAAAAGUAACUUCUAUGAUCAGGUGGAUGGUGUAGCCAUAGGGUCCCCCCUUGCCCCUGUUCUCGCCAAUCUCUUUAUGGGUCACCAUGAGAAUAUAUGGUUGGAUCAAUACGGGGAUUCAGAGGUGUUAUUCUAUCGUCGCUACGUAGACGAUACAUUUUGCCUUUUCCACUCUGAACGGGAUGCAACCCUUUUCUUCAAUUACAUCAACAAACAACACCCCAAUAUACGCUUUACAAUGGAGCGGGAAACUGACCAUGUUUUACCUUUCCUAGAUGUUCUAAUCAACAACACUGACCCACACCACCGUUUACCGGAAAAAGACUUUUACAGGUCUGCUCACCAGUUAUCUGAGUUUUUGCCCCUUUAUCUACAAAUUGGGGUUAAUCAAAACCUUGAUUCAUAGAACUUUUAAGAUAAACAACACUUGGAUGGGGUUCCAUACUGACCCUCAAAAAUUGUCUGUCAUUCUGCGGACGAAUCUCUUCCCUGAGAACCUUAUGAACAAAUAUAUUUCUAAAUAUAUCCAGACAGCAGUCAAGGGAGGGAAAACACAGCCCUAUUCAGGAGUCGAGCCCCAGGAAACACCUAAGUUCUUCUUUAAAAUCCUUUACGUUGGGCACUUCUCAUUCACGGCACAGAGGACUAGUAACUAGUCAUAUGUUUUAAGUUUCGCACAGACAUUUUAUCUAUUCUUUGUCUAGUUGAAAGACGCGUUGCAAGAGAAUUUAGAGCUCAACUGAUUAAUUUAAGUCAUCGAACUUUGUUUGCCCAGGAUUAAAUCGAGUGAUGACACUACGCACGCUGUGGUCUAUAAAUUUCUGUGUGCAAGUUGUAAUGCUUGUUAUGUUGGUGAAACCAGCUGA